GGUGAAAGCAUUCAGGCUCUUCUGCUUUUGCAGGUUUAUCCGUGCUUUGUCAGGACCUCGUUCAGAGUCUCCAUGUUGUCCCACCUCCGUAAAGCUGAUCUGAGAAAAAGCGGGGGACAGUCUGUUUGGGCGGCGUGUUUCCAGUGAGCUUUGGUUUGUGACUCUGAAAAAGGCAGGUGUGUAUCCUUCAAGCAACAGAGAGGUACAGACUAAAUGGAUCUAAAGACAGCAGUGUUCAAUGCAGCUCGUGAUGGCAAGCUGCGGCUCCUUUCCAAGUUACUGGCAAGCAAAACAAAAGAAGAGAUGGCCUUACUUAUGUCAGAAAAAACCAAUGGUGCCACACCACUUCUGAUGGCGGCCCGUUACGGGCACCUUGACAUGGUGGAGUACUUGCUGGACCAUUGCUCUGCUUCCAUAGAAGUUGGUGGUUCGGUGAAUUUUGAUGGUGAGACCAUUGAGGGAGCCCCACCGUUAUGGGCAGCGUCAGCUGCUGGUCACUUGAAGGUGGUUCAGUGUCUGUUAGAUCAUGGUGCAUCCGUCAACAACACAACUCUGACAAAUUCAACGCCACUUAGAGCUGCCUGUUUUGAUGGUCACCUGGAAAUAGUAAAAUAUCUCGUGGAGCACAAAGCGGACUUGGAAGUAUCAAACCGUCAUGGGCAUACAUGCUUGAUGAUCUCCUGUUACAAGGGCCACAAAGAAAUUGCUCAGUAUUUACUCGAAAAAGGAGCUGAUGUUAACAGGAAAAGUGUUAAAGGAAACACCGCAUUACAUGACUGUGCAGAAUCUGGAAGUCUGGAGAUCAUGAAGAUGCUUCUCAAGUACUGCGCUAAGAUGGAAAAGGAUGGCUAUGGAAUGACUCCCCUUCUGUCAGCCAGCGUGACCGGCCACACGAAUAUUGUGGACUUUCUGACGCAGCAUGUACAGACCAGUAAGACGGAGCGCAUAAAUGCUCUCGAACUUCUAGGAGCGACAUUUGUGGACAAAAAGAGAGAUCUGCUUGGUGCUUUGAAAUACUGGAAACGAGCUAUGGAGAUGAGAUACAGUGAUAGGACUAAUAUCCUAAGCAAGCCUGUGCCACAAACACUAAUUAUGGCCUAUGAUUACGCUAAAGAGGUAAACAGCUCAGAAGAGCUAGAAAACCUUAUUGCAGACCCUGAUGAGAUGAGAAUGCAAGCACUAUUGAUUAGAGAACGUAUUCUUGGUCCUUCACACCCAGAUACAUCCUACUAUAUUAGAUACAGAGGUGCUGUCUAUGCAGACUCUGGAAACUUCAAGCGAUGCAUCAACUUAUGGAAAUAUGCUUUGGACAUGCAGCAGAGCAAUCUAGAUCCACUGAGCCCUAUGACAGCCAGCAGUUUACUGUCAUUUGCUGAACUCUUCUCCUUCAUGCUGCAGGAUAGGGCAAAAGGUCUGCUAGGCACUACUGUUACAUUUGAUGAUCUCAUGGGUAUACUGUGCAAAAGCGUCCUCGAAAUAGAACGGGCUAUGAAACAAACGCAGUGUCCUCCAGAUCCAAUACAGCUGAACAAAGCCCUUUCCAUCAUUUUGCAUUUAAUUUGCUUGUUGGAAAAAGUACCUUGCAGCUCAGAACAGGAACAUUUUAAGAAACAGACUAUUUACAAGUUUCUUAAGCUUCAGCCUAGAGGGAAGAAUAACUUCAGUCCACUUCACCUUGCUGUUGACAAGAAUACUACGUGUGUGGGGCGCUACCCAGUUUGCAAAUUCCCCUCUCUGCAAGUUACUGCUAUACUGGUGGAAUGUGGUGCUGAUGUAAACGUCAGAGACUCUGAUAAUAACAGUCCUUUACACAUUGCUGCACUGAACAACCAUCCAGACAUCAUGAAUCUUCUUAUCAAGUCGGGUUCACACUUUGAUGCCACAAACUCGCAUAAGCAAACUGCUAGUGAUUUGCUGGAUGAGAAGGAAAUAGCAAAAAAUUUGAUCCAGCCCAUAAAUCAUACUACGUUGCAGUGUCUUGCUGCUCGUGUUAUAGUGAAUCAUAACAUAUACUACACGGGACACAUCCCUGAGAAAUUGGAGAACUUUGUUUUGCUCCACAGAUGAUAGUGUGGAGUCCCAGAGUACUGUUGUUGAAGCACGACUUGGUGACAAUGUUUUUCUUGAGCACUGUUGUGAUACACCAGCGUUCCCUUAGCUUGCUCCAUCUUGCGCUCAUUGGCUAAAGCGUUGUUAGCAUCAGAUCUACAGAGUUGGUUACCCAGUAUUUAAUAUGAAUAUGCCAUAUAAUAUAUUUUGUGGAUUAUUUAGAAAUGUAAUGCCAUAUUUAGACUCUUAAAAUUGUCUGCCAAAGGCUUGUCUAUUCUGGUCUUAUUUGCCUGUUGGGUGUUUGGGACUGAGUUGAAUAUUUUCCACUGAUAUCUUUUUACUAUAACUGUUGUGUGGAUUUUAUACAGUUGGAAGGUCAUCAUUUUUGGUUUUGCUUGAGCAUUUCUGCUCUUACUCUGUUCCUUUUCUAUGGACUCAUUGCUAAACUGCACAAGUUGUAUGGACUUGUUAACAUUUGCAACUACCAUAAGUGCUUUUAUCUUCUCUAUGCACUGGCUUAAACAUGACUGUUGUGUGUGAGCAUAUUUCUAUGCAGCAGUUGGCCAAUUUCAACUUAAAUGCCAAUUUUGUUUUGCAGUUUGUUUGGAGCUCUUCUUGAGAAUGCUGCCUUCAUAGCAUGACAAAUUUUGGAGUUACAUAUCAGCUCUCCAAACCUGGGUUUGACUUUUUUAUUCUAGCUGUAACUGAGGUCGCUUUCCUCUUGAUCCUCUGGAAAUUUGUGCUAAAUUUGGGAGAAGAAAAUCUCUCCUGUUCUCAUGGUAAUCCACUUGAACUCUAAAUCUGAAAAUCAUUUUAUUGCAUCAUGCAGUUAGGGGAAGAGUCCUCAUCAUGUACAACUGACACCUUCCUCUUUGCACUAAUGUCUUGCUUGUGCUGGUUAUGUGACUAGAUGUGAAGUUUGCUCACAGUUUAACCUCAAACUUAAUGAUACACUUUAACGAGAAAUAGCUCAAAUGUAUGCCGUAGUUUAAAUUUUCAAAUCAACUUCUUUAGCUACAAAGGAAACUGAAGCAUGUUGGUGGCAUGACGCUUAUCAGUCCAGAUCUAGACAUCAUCUAGUGUAACUAUAAUGUAGUGAGUGGCUGUAUGCCAGGGUACUGGAAGUUCUAUAGCCCUGUCCCUUUUUCUUCAUUUUAAAUAUCUUUAUAAGUACUUGCAUGGAUUUUUCAUCUCUACUAUCUGUCAGCUGUACUUAAAGAAAAAGCAGAAGUUCUGUUGUGUAUAUAGCUCCUGAUUAAAGUUACCUAUUUUUAUAAU
Molecule: messenger RNA, 3327 nt
Organism: Struthio camelus australis
Lineage: Eukaryota; Metazoa; Chordata; Aves; Struthioniformes; Struthionidae
Source: RefSeq, a predicted model, not a curated record